Rhinocladiella mackenziei CBS 650.93 is the source of this 3111-nucleotide messenger RNA. Its product is annotated as isoleucine-tRNA ligase. Gene Ontology annotation, molecular function: ATP binding; isoleucine-tRNA ligase activity; aminoacyl-tRNA deacylase activity. Gene Ontology annotation, cellular component: cytosol. Bases 1 to 3111 code for a protein of 1036 amino acids. Gene Ontology annotation, biological process: isoleucyl-tRNA aminoacylation. Lineage: Eukaryota; Fungi; Ascomycota; Eurotiomycetes; Chaetothyriales; Herpotrichiellaceae. The transcript has a single exon. The record is from RefSeq and is a predicted model, not a curated record.
AUGACACAAGCUGCGAAAGAUGCAGCCAAGUUUCUGAAGAGCACGCUCCGUCUUCCCGCUGCGACUUUUCCACCCCGACCCCGGCCCGCAGACAUAGCGAAAUACCUUCCGAAAUGUACAGACGACCUCUACGCCUGGCAGCGCCGUGAGAGGCCUGCUUCAAAUACCUUCGUCCUCCACGAUGGCCCUCCUUACGCGAACGGGGACCUCCAUGUUGGGCACGCUCUCAACAAGAUCAUCAAGGAUAUUAUUUGCCGCUCGAGGCUUCUAGAGGGCAAGAGAGUAGACUAUGUACCUGGUUGGGAUUGCCACGGGCUGCCGAUCGAGUUGAAAGCUCUGGAACAAAAUGGUUGGGAUCGUGGACAAGGAGUCGAUCCGGGUGCGAUUCGAAAAGCAGCCAGGAAGUUUGCGUCCAAGACAGUGGAAAAGCAGAUGGCCGGCUUUCGUUCUUGGGCCGUGAUGGGAGAUUGGGCAAAUCACUGGACAACCAUGCAAAAAGAUUUCGAACUGCGGCAAUUGUCCGUAUUUCAGGCGAUGGCGCAACACGGAUUGAUAUACCGGAGGCAUAAGCCUGUAUUCUGGUCGCCGUCCUCAGGCACCGCUCUUGCGGAAGCGGAGCUGGAGUAUCAGGAUGAUCAUGUCUCCAACGCGGCUCUGGUGAAAUUUCCGUUGGAUAGUUUUGCCCCGUUUGCAGAUGGCCCGGUUCAUGCGCUGAUAUGGACUACCACGCCUUGGACGCUUCCCGCGAAUCAAGCAAUCGCCGUCAAUUCCUCACUGCAAUACUGUCUCGUCAGAUCAGACCACCAUGGUCUUUUGAUUGUGGCUCAACCCCGGCUUCAGUAUUUGGCGGAAACGAUUGGGGAGCCGCUAGAAGUCGUCUUGGACAGCAUACCCACGGACAAACUGCUGCGCAGCACCUACUCGGGCUUGCCGCAAUUUGGAAAGGGAGCCGCGAAGAGACCGUUCAUUCAUGCGGACUUUGUGUCAGCGGAGAGCGGGACUGGACUUGUUCAUUGUGCCCCGGGCCAUGGCAUGGAAGAUUACGAAGCCUUGCAGCCGUUGAUCAAAGCCUCGAGUAUUUCCGUGAAGGCUCCGGUGGACAGCCUUGGCCGAUUCGACAGUACCGCAUCUCCGCCCGACCCUGGCCUCCUUGAGGGACAGUACGUCUUCGAAGAGGGCAACAAAACAGUUAUGGAAAUGCUGCAAACGAAGGACCUGCUGGUCCACCAACACCUCUAUCGCCACAAGUACCCAGUCGAUUGGAGGACCAAGGAGCCCGUCAUCAUCCGUGCGACAGCUCAAUGGUUUGCCGACAUCUCCAAGAUCAGGAAUGACACUCUCCAGGCUCUCGACACUGUGAAAUUUUUACCGAAGACAGGCAAUGGUCGUCUCCGUAGUUUUGUGGAGAAUAGGACUGAAUGGUGCAUCUCUCGACAGCGGGCUUGGGGAGUACCAAUCCCCGCAAUUCACCACAAGAGAACGGGAGAGGCCGUCCUGACGCCGGAGAGUAUCAGCCAUAUCAUUGGUGUCAUCAGAGAGCGCGGGAUCGAUGCCUGGUGGUCCGACGAACCUGACGACCCCGGUUGGAUCGUUCCAGGCUUACCUUCACCUUCUUCGGAAUAUUGUCGUGGCGCGGAUACAAUGGACGUCUGGUUCGACAGUGGCACAAGCUGGACAUCGAUUCUCAGCAGCAAUAGUUCAACGUCCGCGCCGUCUCAGGCCCAAUCGGCACCUCUGGCCGACAUAUACGUCGAAGGAACUGACCAACACAGAGGCUGGUUCCAAUCGAGCCUGCUGACCAACGUUGCAUAUCAAAAAUCGCUUCCACCGACUGCAGUGUCGGAUUCCCCUGCUUCAUUCCAAGUUCAUGCACCAUUCCGCACUCUCGCGACUCAUGGAUUUACCUUAGACGCGCAAGGCAAGAAAAUGAGCAAGUCUCUUGGCAAUGUCAUUGCACCCAGCGAGAUCAUCGCGGGAUUGGGCCCUCCGGCGCCAACGAAAACAAAGUCGAAACGCGAAGUGCAUCCUCUCGGGCCUGACGCGCUGAGAUUGUGGGUUGCAAGCAGCGAGUGGACGAAGGACGUGGCGAUCAGCGAAAAAGUCGUGAUUUCCGUUCACCAUGCACUCGAUAAGUAUCGCUUGACAAUGAAAAUGUUAUUGGGUAUGCUGGCAGACUCUGAUCCUCAGAUGCUGGUGCCGUACGAGAAGAUGUCUCGGCUUGAUCAGAUUGCAAUGCUUCAUCUCCACGACGUUUGCAGCUCUGUACGAAAGGCAUAUUCGGAUCUCGAGUUCCACAAGGCGGCUUCCGCCAUCUAUCGCUGGGUAGCGAAUGAAUUGUCUAGUUUCUACUUCGAGGCAAUUAAGGAUGUCAUAUAUUGUGACGGGCCGUCAAGCCAGAGGCGUCUCAGUGCCCAAACAGCAUUACAUCACAUUUUGUACCAGUUACAGAACAUGUUGGCACCAAUGACGCCGUUACUGGUCGAAGAAAGCUGGGAGCAUAGUCCGGAGACCUACAAAGCGACACUUGAACACCCAUUACGGCGAAUAUGGACAUCGGUGCCCGAAGAAUGGUAUGAUCCAACUCUGAAAGCUGUCUUUCCAUCUCUCAUGGCUAUCAACUCGAGUGUCAAAGCUGCGCAGGAAGCGGCUCGGACAAGGAAGUUUAUGGGUCAAUCACUGGCGUCGGAUGUCACAAUCCAUAUACAGAGCGGCAUUGAUUUGCCGAGCAUCCCCAUUGACACACUGACUGAAGUUCUAGUUGUGUCCGCCGUGGAAAUUAUCAAACACGACAAUAUUGAAGAAGUCAUCUCAGCUCACUCAACUUCCGACUCCUCUCGAGUAUGGACGCUCUCAAGCGAGAUCAAAACGUCGGAAGGGCAGACAAUCGGACUCGCUGUUGUCCAAAGUCCUCGAGGUGACAAAUGCGCUCGAUGCUGGAGAUAUGUGGUUGAGCCUCGAGGAUCCAAGAACAAUUCGGGGUCAAAAGACGAAGAACAACUUUCCCUUUGUGGUCGAUGUACAAAUGCUGUUGAAGAAUUUCGAGUAAACUGGGCUACCGGACAUCGGAUACCUCUGCACCAAUCUGGACAUCAGAUGCCCCUGUUCAUGUGA